ACCGUAUUACCUAGGUCGCAUCAUCCAAAUAGCACCAAUGUAUUAUAUAUCGCUAUAUUUCUACAUAAUUUACGUUAAAUAUCUCGUAAAUGAUAUGUUUUACGACACAUCUGUUGUCAGCGCCUGUAAUAGCAAUUGGAUUCUCAAUGUAUUGUUUGUAUCCAACUAUAUCUCAUCCGAUCAGAUGUGCAUGUAUUGGUCCUGGUCCAUUCCCGUCCUUUUACAGUUAGUCCUCAUCGCGCCGGCAUUUACGAUUUUACUGAUCAAAAAUUCUCGAACGGGCCUAUGGGCAAUCAUUAUGGGACACAUUAUGUUCAUGGUCAUUGAGUUUUAUAAAUUUUACUCGAAUGGAUUCGUUAAGCAAUUCUCACUUGAUGAUUUUGCACCUAAUGACCAUCUGGUGGAAUUUGUGAAACCCCAUUCAGUGGCAAAUGUAAUGCACAUCAAGCCUUACCGGUACGGCUGCUACUAUCUGAAUGGCCUACUAUUAGGCUAUUUAAUGGAAACCACUUCAGAUAUGCGCAAAAUAUACGAUAAUAUUUAC
Oppiella nova is the source of this 544-nucleotide messenger RNA. NCBI's taxonomy places the organism in Eukaryota, Metazoa, Arthropoda, Arachnida, Sarcoptiformes, Oppiidae. The record is from the annotation of a GenBank genome assembly.